GGAGGGGUAGGGCGGUUCGGCCCGGAGUGCCCGCGGCGCCGCGCUCCUGCAAGCUCCCGGCCGGAUUUAUCUAUCCGCCCAUGAACAUUUGUGAGCACCUACUGUGUGUCAGUAUCUGUCUCAGGUACCUUGAUCAAGAUAGCAGUGAUCAAGAUGGGCAGUUCACAUUCAAAUGCGAACAGCAGGCUGAGUUCAGUGGUGCUGGACUCCUGACUCGGAAGUUGUUGAUUUCCGUCCUGGAUGCUGGGAGACCCCAUGGCAGCCACACGAGUUGUUGAAAAGACAUCCAGGUCCCUACUGAACCAGGGACCCGCAGGAGCAUGGAUAAGGGCCCCAUGGCACUGCUCUUUGGGAGCUCCGAGAGCCCCACGCACACCCCCUGCAGGUGCCAUGACUCAGCAGCCGCAGGAGGGCUUCGCCAGGAGCUUGGAGGACGCCCAGGAGUGGAUGAAAGCUGUGCAGGAGCGGCUGCAGGUCAAUGACAACACCCAGGGGCCCCGCGCGGCCCUGGAGGCCAGGCUGCGGGAGACCGAGAAAAUAUGCCAGCUAGAGCCAGAGGGCCGCCUGAAGGUGGACGUGGUGCUGCGGGCGGCCGAAGCCCUUCUGGCAUGCUGCCAUGAGGACCAGAAGCCCGAGAUCCUGGCCCGGCUGAGGGACGUCAAAGCCCAGUGGGAGGAGACGGUCACCUACAUGACCCACUGUCACAGCCGAAUCGAGUGGGUGUGGCUGCACUGGAGCGAGUACCUGCUGGCCCGGGAUGAGUUCUACCGCUGGUUCCAGAAGAUGACGGUGGUGCUCGAGCCCCCUGUGGAGCUGCAGCUGGGCCUGAAGGAGAAACGCUGGCAGCUGAGCCACGCCCAGGUGCUGCUGCACAACGUGGACCAUCAGGCCGUGCUCCUGGACCGGCUGCUGGAGGAGGCGGCCUCCCUGUUCAGCAGGAUCGGAGACCCCAGCGUGGACGAAGACGCGCAGGAGAAGAUGAAGGCCGAGUACGACGCGGUGAAGACCAAAGCCCAGAACAGAGUGGACCUGCUGGAGCACGUGACCCAGGAGCACGAGCAUUUCCAGGUGAGCGUGGACGAGUUCCAGCUGUGGCUGAAGACAGUGGUGGAGCGCGUGCACGGCUGCAUGGGGCGCAAGUGCCAGCUGAGCACCAAGGACCGUCUCUCAGCGCUGCAGGACAUCGCCAGUGACUUUCCCAGGGGUGAGGAGUCUUUGAAGAGGCUGGAGGAGCAGGCCGUGGGGGUCAUCCAGAACACCUCCCCUUGGGGUGCAGAGAAGAUCACCAAAGAACUGGAGGAGAUGCGGAAUGUUCUGGAGAAGCUGCGUGCACUCUGGGAGGAGGAGGAGGGGCGGCUGCAGGGCCUGCUCAAGUCCAGGGGAGCCUAUGAGCAACAGAGGAGGCAGCUGGAGGCUGAGCUGGCAGAGUUCAGGAAGGGCCUUCAGAGGUUGGCGGAGGAGGACCUGGAACCCGCGGCCAAAGCAGGGACCGAGGACGAGCUGGUGGCCCGCUGGAGACUCUACUCGGCCACGCGGGCGGCGCUGGCCGCGGAGGAGCCUCGGGGGGACCGGCUGCAGGCCCGGCUGCAGGAGCUCAUCGUGUUCCCCCAGGACCCGCAGCCCCUCGCGGACAGUGUGGUCGCUGCCAUCCAGGAGCACCAGAGCCUAAAGGCCAAGACCACCAGGCUGCGCAAUGCCGUGGGCACGGACCUGUGGCAGCAUUUCCAGCGGCCUCUGCAGGAACUGCAGCUGUGGAGGGCUCUGGCCCAGAGGCUCCUGGAUGUCACCGCCAGCCUGCCAGACCUGCCCUCCAUCCACACCUUCCUGCCGCAGAUUGAGGCGGCCCUGGCGGAAAGCUCCCGCCUAAAGGAGCAGCUGACGAUGCUGCAGCUGAAGAAAGACCUGCUGGGCGGCAUCUUUGGCCAGGAGAGAGCCACGGCCCUGCUGGAGCAGGUGGCAACUUCCGUGAGAGACAGAGACUUACUGCACAACCGGCUUCUGCAGAGAAAGAGCAAACUGCAGAGCUCACUCGCUCAACACAAAGAUUUCGGAGCGGCUUUUGAUCCCCUGCAGAGAAGGCUCUCAGACCUCCAAAUCAGGGUCCACGCUGAGAAUGGGCUUCAGCGGGACCUUCCUGGGAAACAGGCCCAGCUUUCAAGGUUGCAGGGGCUACAGGAGGAGGGGCUGGACCUGGGGGUGCAGGUGGAGGCCAUGAGGCCUCUCGUCCAGGGGAACUCCCACCACCAGCACAGAAUGGACCAGCUCUCCUCUGACCACCAGAUCCUGCACCGGUCUCUGGAGGACCUUGUGGACACGUGCCAACAGAGCGUGCGGGAACAUUGCACCUUCAGCCACGAGCUUCUGGAGCUGCGACAGUGGAUCUCCGUGCUCACACAGAAGCUGGAGGCCCACCGCGGGGACACGGGCCCGUGGGAUGCCCAGUCCCGAGAGGUCGAAGUCGAGAAGCUGCUGGACGAAUUCCCGGGGAAGGAGGCGCAGCUGCCCCUGAUUGAAGCGCACGGCCGGCUGGUGAUGGAGAAGUCUUCUCCGGAGGGGGCUGCUGUGGUCCAGAAGGAGCUGCAGGAGCUGGUGGAGUCUUGGGGGGCCCUGAGGCUGCUGGGGGAAAGCCUGCUGAGCCUCAUCAGAAACCGGCAGCUGCAGAGGAUGGAAGUGGAUUCGGGGAAGAAAAUGAUUUUCACCAACAACAUCCCCAAGACCGGGUUUCUCAUCACCCCCACGGAUCUUAUUUCCCAACACCACCGUCAGGCAACUGUGCGUCAGGAGGAGGAAGGCAGCUGUGAAGAUUUCUCCCAGCUCCUGAGGAACUUUGAGCAGUGGUUGCAGGUGGAUAAUUCCAAGCUGGUUAGAAUCAUCGCCACGAGAACUGCCACCGCCACGGACCUGAGGACCAGAGAAACAAAGCUGCAGGAGCUGGAGGCUCGGUUACCAGAAGGUCAGCGUCUCUUUGAAAACGUCCUUCGUCUCAGGCCAGCAAGGGGGUCCUCAGAAAAGCUGGAGGAUCUGCGCUACCGAUGGAUGCUCUACAAGUCCAAACUAAAGGACUCCGGCCACCUGCUGACGCAGAGUUCUCCAGGGGGGGAGCCGACUGGAUUCCAAAAGACCCAGCGGUGGCGAGGGCUCGGCCCCCUCUGCCGGAAGGUGUGCUGCGUGGCGCUCCCCUUGCAGCUGCUGCUGCUGCUCUUCCUGCUGCUGCUCUUCCUGCUUCCCGUCAGGGAAGAGGACCGCAGCUGCACGCUGGCCAACAACUUUGCCCGCUCCUUCACGCUCGUGCUCCGCUACGACGGACCCCCGCCCACCUAGCCCCCCCGGCGGCACUCGGGGGACUUUCUUCUCCAAACUUCCAUGUGCCCCAGGCUCCUCCGGAGGAUGCUGGGGAAACUGGAAACAGGGGCAGGCCAGAGCCUGCCGGGCUGCAUCCAUGUAAAUACUGUAUUGAUGUUCCCAGAACAAAAUUACUUUUUCUACAGUGUUGUCUUAGUCUAUUUAUACUAAACAUGUACUAUGUGGGACUAGGGAAUAAUGCAUAGCACUUUUAUAUGCUGUCUAUGUAAAUGCUCAGUAUGUAUGAUUUCAUAUAUGACCUCUAUUUAUCUUUGGGAAAAUUCCCAGCAGUGUUUUUUUCCAGUGGGAUCUUGUGGCAUUUUGGCCUUGGUCUGCAGUCAGCCCUGGAAAGCAGGAACAAUAACAGGUCGCUUUCACGGCCACCUCCUAUCCAGAAGCCAAGCCCUACACCCAGAUGUUCAUGAAGAGGACUCU
Balaenoptera acutorostrata (minke whale) is the source of this 3777-nucleotide messenger RNA. It is a transcript of the gene SYNE3, whose product is annotated as spectrin repeat containing nuclear envelope family member 3. Gene Ontology annotation, cellular component: cytoplasm; meiotic nuclear membrane microtubule tethering complex; nuclear outer membrane. Gene Ontology annotation, biological process: nuclear migration. The transcript has 19 exons. The record is from RefSeq and is a predicted model, not a curated record. Gene Ontology annotation, molecular function: actin filament binding. Bases 241 to 3321 code for a protein of 1026 amino acids. Lineage: Eukaryota; Metazoa; Chordata; Mammalia; Artiodactyla; Balaenopteridae.